Molecule: messenger RNA, 1576 nt
Organism: Babesia bovis T2Bo
Lineage: Eukaryota; Apicomplexa; Aconoidasida; Piroplasmida; Babesiidae
Exons: 13
Coding region: 42-1517 (491 amino acids)
Source: RefSeq, a predicted model, not a curated record
ACUGAAUGUCAUUGGUUGGGGAAUAUCUAUGUAUGUAGAAAAUGUUAAGACAUACUCGCAUGUAUGGGUCUUCCUACCCAGGAAUGCUACGAUGUAGCAGUGGUCACACUAAGCAAAUCGCUCAUGCCAUAUGCUCACGAUUUAAAGAAGUGCUGCGUAUAAACGUCAUGGAAGAUAUACCCAAAACAUGCCCCGAACCCUGCCAUGAGAAUAAUGAAGUCAAGGAAAUUCUACUUGUUGAACAUCUUGUAUGUGUGCUAAUGAAAACUGGGAUAGCACGAUGUUACGAUUCGACGGAUGGACGCCUCUUAUGUGAAUUGAACCCUACAGACGAUCGUUCCAACAAUUUUGCAGCUGUGCAUACAAUCGUCCAUAAUCCAACGAAUCGAACAAUCAUCAUCGCUUACUCACAAAUACCUGCUCAUCUAAGAUGUAAGGUUAUAUUGGUAGAGUCACUCAAACUCGGCAAGUUGGACAGUCCUACGUAUAGCUAUAACUUUGAAUGUGUUGUAUUACAGCAUCCGGCUUUCUUUGAAUUUUGUGGCACAAACAAACGAAUUGGAGCUGCAGAUCUCUGUAAGCAUGUUUACAGGUUUUGGAACAUGAACAACUACGAAUUAGUGUUUGAAAUUAAAGGGAAAGGCUAUCAGGAGAUUAGAGUUUCAGAUGGAGUGGUCGUCAUGCUGAGCCAACCAAGGCACAACUAUAUACCACUUAGUUUGUAUGACAUUGAGGAUGGAACAUUGCUGGCUACACGGCACAUUGAAAUUGUUCAACAUAGAGAACUACAGUUUCUAGAACUGCUUGUGACACAGCUUCUGAUAAAACAGCAUGGUGGCCCUGUUAGAGUAUAUGAUAUAUUACGAGGAGAUGGUUUUAUAGUACAAGAUACAAUCAAUUUUCAGCCAACCGGCUUUGUUUUCUAUGAUGCAACACCCCCUAUAAUCUGUUACGAAUCAUCUGCACCAGUCAGUAGCAAACUCUCAUACAGGCCAAGAAAAUUCUUUACCCUAUCAAAGUCGUUGAUCGAGUUUUGGGAACUGACAAGAUAUAAUCUUGUACGGACUAACCAACUUGUAUUACAGGGCAUGGACAACCCUGAUAUAUGCUGUCACUCGCUUUGGGCUAAUUUACUCUUCGUUCGUGCGUUUAAGGAACAACCACUAUUUGGGAGUAUAACAGCGAGUCCUUCAUCAGAUAGUACACAGACUAAUCCCUUGUGUCACCACCACCCUAAACUGCUGAGAAGAAACGAACGUGUACAUACCCCAAGUAAGAUGUCAAAAGAAUCGUGUGAGGCAGACAUUUUAAAACAAAAUGAGGAAACACUACAAAAGCAUGGUAUACUAUUAUUCACACUUGAUGGUUCAAAUUAUUUGGGAGAGAUAGAUCAAGAAAUAAUAGAUUCAAAUAUUGAGACCCUGGCCCUAUCAAAUGAUCUAUCAGUAAUCGCAUGUGGAAGUGAUGAAGGUGAGGUUUCUAUUAUGAGAAUGCCGAAUUAUAUCAUCAAUGGAUAAAUCAUUACGUCCGAAAGUGUUACAUCUUCAUUCCCCAUGAUAUUUCAAUGAUUAAUACA